This is a messenger RNA of Maniola jurtina (meadow brown), 1645 nucleotides long. RefSeq lists its product as uncharacterized. The transcript has 13 exons. NCBI's taxonomy places the organism in Eukaryota, Metazoa, Arthropoda, Insecta, Lepidoptera, Nymphalidae. Bases 85 to 1569 code for a protein of 494 amino acids. The record is from RefSeq and is a predicted model, not a curated record.
AUUGUUCAUAAAGAUUUUCCUUCUCAUUCCCAAUUCACUUUUAACCUUAACUUGGUAGAGCGAGCUUAGAUAAACCGUGAAAAUAUGUUUAGACAUUUAAACAUGAUGUGUUUAAUUUUUCCCUUUUUAAGUUUAAUUUCCGUAGUGUUAGGGGCGGCCAAAGAUAACUAUAAAGAUCAAUUUUGCAUGGACCCGCGUACCAUGGAGAAACACGCGGCGUACUCGGAGUGGCCAGAUUCGUACUCCUGCACGAGACAUAGAUGCCAACCCGGGGGGCGGAACCUAGCUAUUUACACUGUGGGAUGUAAGCGGGUUGAGGCGCCGGAAUCGGCCAUCGAGUGUGAAGAGGUUGUGGAAGACACCAACAUGCAGUUCCCGUACUGCUGCACUCGAUUACGAUGUCUGGUGGUGGUGAGAGGAGAGGUGUGGACGCGAGUGCUGGGCCAGCCGUGGGAAACGCUGCCCGCCGCGCCCUGGAGCCACAUGUACAAGAUGAAGAAGCCACCGCCCGCUGAUAACGCCUUCAACAAAAACGUAGAAGUGAAAGGCCCUGUCUACGAGCUACAAUCGGAGAACGAUAACGAUCGCGACAAAGUGUUGCGCGCGACCAAGAAGUCAGCACCAGCAACUGAUAUCAACGACCCGGCCGCCGCCGCUCGCGCUGUACCUUCUCCUGAUAUUGUGAUUGCUUUAGCAACACCAAAUGAUGAGAAGAAAAAUAAUAAAAAUGAGAUGCCGAGGCACAAUAAGUUUAAAACUUCAAGUGACCCUAACGAUGAAAAUGAGGAACCAGACAAGGAGCAUUUCGACAUCGAAAUUGAUGACGGACCUGGACACGAGAAGACAUCAUGGUCAGCAAUUCCUCAGAGUCAGUGGAAUGUACACGAUCCCGCCAUGGAUGAAGAAAGUCAACACAUUGUGGCUCCUGUUGAUAAAAAAGAGAAGCCAUCAGGUCUCCAAGCGCUGGUAGAUGCGAUUGGCAACAGAAUGAGAGACAUAGAGAACGUGGUGCAGAAGAUGAGCGAAAAAGUGCAUAAUAAACCUGAGAACGAAAUCGUUAGUGGAGAAACAAGGUCUGACAGCGAGGCACCAACUAAACAUCAGAAAUCUGAGGAAAAGGGACAUGGCAGAGAUAAUAUCGAGAAAGUAAAGAAACCAAGCUCAGAUGGCGAACAUUAUAAAAGUAGAUUCUCUGUCAAGAACCGCGGUAGCAAAUACCUCCGUAACAUCGACGUCACCAGCGAGCAACCAAUCAUCGUUGAAGACACCAAUCUCAAUGGUUACUUCAGUGACGCUAGCAAUAGCGUUAUGAGGAGCAGCUUGCCAAAGGAGCCAGGUGCAGUACUGACUUAUAUGGCGCCGGUGGACAGCCGCCGCAGAACUCAUGACCAUUCCGUUUCCGAGGAAGGGGACAAGAAACAUAAAAAACACACACACAAGAAGAAGCACAAGGGCAAAGGUCACAAGAAACAUCACAAUAAAGAAGAGAAGAAACAAGACAACGCACUGGUGUCUGCAGAAUUAGACAAGAACCCCGCGUCAUUAGAAGAUAGUAGAUCUAACCUUUGAAUCACUAUUGUCUCUCUCUUUAGAGCCUCGAUAGCUCAACGGUUGAGGAGCGGACUGAAUUCCGAAAGGUCGGCGG